GCGCAUGUGCACUGGCUCCUCCUCGGUGGUGGGUGACCAUGAAGGCUGCUCGGCCUCUGUGUGCGGUGGGGGGUGCUCUGUCACCGCAUCCCUUGACACUAGGGGCUGUACUGCCGCUGUGGCUGUGUGAGCUGUGGAUCCUGCUGAUGGGCUCUGGGUUGAACGCCGGCGUUCUGCCUCAUGAAGAGAAUGUGGACUUCAUCAACGAGUACAUCACUCUCCAUAAUGAGAUCCGAGGCAGCGUCUUCCCCGGAGGGUCUAACCUGCGCUUCAUGACUUGGGAUGUAGCUUUAUCACGUACUGCUAGAGCAUGGGGGAAAAAAUGUGUGUAUCAACGUAAUACACAUUUAGACAAAGAGCAUGAGGCCCAUCCUGUAUUUACUGUUGUUGGCGAAAACAUGUGGGUUGGUCCUGAAGAGGAAUUUACUGCAAGUAUCGCUAUCAAAAGUUGGCAUGAGGAAAGGAAAAGCUAUAAUUUUCACAACAACACCUGCGUUGAUGAUGACUGCUCUCAUUAUAUUCAGCUUGUUUGGGACAAUUCCUUCAAAGUUGGUUGUGCUGUUACUCCAUGUAAAAGAGUUGGCGGUAUCCUACACGCUGCACUUUUCAUAUGCAAUUAUGCACCAGGAAUAAUUCUGGCAAGGAGGCCUUAUGAAGCAGGGCCGUAUUGUAGUCGGUGUCCCCCUCGAGACAAAUGCACAGACUUUCUAUGCAGUGAUGCAGAUCGUGACCAAGCUACAUAUUACCAGUUCUGGUACCCACAUUGGGAAGUGCCCCGCCCACUCGUGUGUGAUCUUCUGUGCAUGUUCAUCUUUUCGCUGAGACUAGCAUGCUUUGUGCUCUGUGUUAUCGUUGUUUUGAUAAUACAGUUUCGAUUCCCAGAUAUCCUAAAGGAAAAGAAGAUACUCUCAGAGAGUAAGGUAUUUUCGACAGAGGAGGAAAUGAAACCUGAGGAGGAAGAAGAGGAGACAGAGGAGAUCAGGGAGGAGACGGAAGAAGAAGACGAAGAAUAAGGAGAAGAUGACCUCAGAGAAGGCAAAGCCCAACAGAAAAAAAGUCCCAAAACAUUGAAAGUAGAAUGCUAAACUUUAAGAAAAUAUACAAGCCUCAAUUGCGGUAUUUUUUUCAUUUCUACACUUAUUUAACAAAUUUAAAUUGUAAAACAAAAACAGUGUAAAUACAAAACUUGCAUUGUACAGAAAAUAUUAAACCCUUAAAGACACAGAGAACAGAUAAUAGAAACAGCCACAAUAAAAAGCUGACUUAAGAUUUUCUUGUGGUAUCUGAUAAAAAGAAGGAAUAUUUAUAUUUCCAUCUCUCUGUGUAGCCUUUUUAUAUGAGUUAACAAGUAUCUGAAGUAUGAAGUUAAAUGAAAUUGUCCAUGUAAGAUGCUUAGGACCACUCCAAGUUUAGAAUAACCAUUUGGUAUAUUUAUAAUAUUUAUGAGCUUGCUUUUAUUAUUCCUAUUAUAGUUAUCAGUAGCAGUUGUAUGUGAUAUUUCCAUGUGAUAUCAGAACAUCAAAUAUUGUUUAUAUUUUAUGUAUAUUUGUGAAAUAAUUUACAUGAUAUUAGUCCCUUCUGUUAGAAGAUAAAUGUGUAAUUUCUACUUCAUGGUCAGUAAUUCAUCAAAGACUUGCUGUAAUUUUUGUCUUAUAGGUCCAAUGAAUCCAAAAAUAAUUCAUUGUAAAUAAACAAUAAAGCUGCUUCUAAAUAUA
This is a messenger RNA of Peromyscus californicus insignis, 1715 nucleotides long. It is a transcript of the gene Glipr1l2, whose product is annotated as GLIPR1 like 2. The transcript is spliced from 6 exons. The record is from RefSeq and is a predicted model, not a curated record. NCBI's taxonomy places the organism in Eukaryota, Metazoa, Chordata, Mammalia, Rodentia, Cricetidae. The coding region runs from base 39 to 1013 and encodes 324 amino acids.